This is a messenger RNA of Mastomys coucha (southern multimammate mouse), 2708 nucleotides long. It is a transcript of the gene Lrtm1, whose product is annotated as leucine rich repeats and transmembrane domains 1. The coding region runs from base 337 to 1416 and encodes 359 amino acids. Lineage: Eukaryota; Metazoa; Chordata; Mammalia; Rodentia; Muridae. The record is from RefSeq and is a predicted model, not a curated record. Gene Ontology annotation, biological process: positive regulation of synapse assembly; axonogenesis; regulation of presynapse assembly. The transcript is spliced from 3 exons. Gene Ontology annotation, cellular component: membrane. Gene Ontology annotation, molecular function: protein binding.
GGGGUCAUGUCUGAAUGCUACAGCUGUUCACCAAGGUCUGACCAACAUUCUUUAUGUGGCUUGCUGUCUGAAUGGGAGAGGCAGAAAAGAUCCCAGGGAGGCUGACACUUUGCAAAAAGAGACCGGACGCAAUCAAAAGACCCUCUUAUGGAGAAGGACCACGGCAGACAGAGACAAGGGGACAGGCUGCUUCAAUAAGUGACCUCCUGAAUUUAGCAACUGCUUUCUGCACUGGAGAAAAGCCCAUGCUGGAUUCAGGGAAAGAGAAUGGAAAGCUGGGUUCCAAGUCUGCCGUAGCCUGGGUGUGUUGACCUGUGAGUACACACGUCGGUUUAUAUGUUGGAUGAGGGCUUGUGCUGCAGAGCCUGGGCCAUGAAAGGUGUUCUGCUGCUGGUUUCUAGUGUGGGUAUCCUGCUCCCAAGUGUGGGCAGCUGCCCCAAGAAAUGUUUGUGCCACCCAUCAUCAAACUCUGUGGACUGCAGUGGUCAGGGGCUGUCAAAGAUCCCCCCUGACUUACCCCCAUGGACAGUAACUCUGCUCUUACAAGAUAACCAGAUCCACUGGCUUCCUGCUCUUGCAUUUCAUUCUGUAUCACUGCUCACCACUUUAAAUUUAUCUAACAACUCUCUUUCAAAUCUGGCUGCAGAGGCUUUCUAUGGACUUCCACACUUGCAGGUUUUAAACAUAACCCAAAAUUCCCUGCUCUCCAUAGAGAGCAGCUUUGCCCAUGCGCUGCCUGGGCUCAGGGAGCUGGACCUAUCAUCCAACAGCCUCAGCAGCCUCCCCACAUCUCUGGGCAGGCCUUGGAAGAACCUGACGGUGUUUGCCAUGCAGCAGAACCAUCUUCUACAUCUGGAUCGUGAACUUCUAGAGGCCAUGCCCAAGGUGAGGCUGGUACUUCUUAAGGACAACCCUUGGAAAUGUGACUGCCACUUACUGGGUCUAAAACUCUGGCUGGAGAGAUUCAUCUUUGAAGGGGGAGAAACAGAUGGUGCCAUCUGCAGGCUGCCUGAACCCUGGAAGGGAAAGGACCUCCUUUCUAUUCCUCAUGAACUAUACCAACCUUGUCCUCUACCUUCUCAGGAUUUGGCACCCUCACUAGUCCAGCAGCCUAGUGCCACCCAACAAGAUGCCCAGAAGUCUCCUGAGAAUAGCUCAGGACAGCAAGAUCCCUUGGAGUGUGAGACCAAACCUAAACCAAAGCCAACCAACCUGCGGCACGCUGUGGCCACUGUGGUCAUCACUGGGGUGGUAUGUGGGAUCGUAUGCCUCAUGAUGUUAGCAGCUGCUAUCUACGGAUGUACCUACGCAGCUAUCACAGCCCAGUACCAAGGGAGACCCUUGGCACCAACCAGGAAGUCUGAGAAGAUUGGAAGUAAGGAACCGAUGGAACUGAUGGACACUUCACCAGCCUGAGAGUCUUCAUGUCCCAGGCCCCCUUGAUCACUGAAGGCCAGAAGAAAUGUCUGAGUGUGCCUGAUGUGUUCACAGCUCCUGUCUGUCCCACGUUUUAUCUUCCAAAACAACUAAGGAAAAAAAAUGUGUCCAAAAAAUAAAACAAAAUACUCAACAGGAAGAAAUUUAUGCUGCACCUUUUAAAUACCAUAGAUAAAAUAGAGACGAUCAUAUCUUGCAACUGAGAAGAUAUGACAAGAAGUCUAUGUGUAGGAACAAAAAGAAGAGCAAAGCCAUCUCUUUUAGGUACCUGUCUCUGGACUAAGCUGGAUUCUGCAGAGCAACAAGAAUUCUGACAUGUGUGCCAAUAGGCAUUUUUAGGAGCUCUAGGGGCCACCACUUGGAGUGCCUGGGAAUAGGCUGGUGCUGUUUCCCAACUGGUACUGCAUGCCUCUAUUAUUCCAGUUCAUGCUAGACUGGUGGGAUGUUGAGAUGUUGCGUAUGUUACACAUUUAGUGAAAAUGUCUGUUGGUUGGGAAUUUCAUAGCUGGCCACAAGAGUCAGAUUAUAUUUAAUUUUCUAAGUCAGAAAACCAUUUGGGGCUCUCUAAGCAGCAGGGGAAGAUGAAGGUUCCAUGUCUGGAUAAUGGGACUCAGGCCUGGAGCCUGGGCAAGGUUUUGAUGGGAAGGAACACAGAGAGAAUGGUAAACUAGAAUACAGAACAGAUACCAUCAAGAGGUCAUGUCCACCAACUGGAACCUUACCUUAGAACUCUCCCAGCAAGGAUGGGUUUAGAUUAGGCUGAAUGGCAGUUGUGUCUCUGCAUCAGCAUCUGCAUCCGCAGUACACAGAGGGCAUGGAUUUGUACAGCUACACCCACGCAUAAACACCCUCAGAGCAAUCAGCCUACCCACUAAUGAAAGGCAGCCGUGUCGGGUGGGAGCCAGUAGCUGUUGGUCACCACCCAGAUUGUAUGAUCAACACUCUGGGAUAGGAAAUAAGAUGGAAGUUUGAGGGGGAGGGGGAGUUACUGGGGGGGGGGUCGUGGAACUCGAGGUGCUCGGGGACAGACAUCCUAGCUAGUGCCUCUACAUGGCUUUAAAAAGUUCAGGUAUGGCUUGCAAAGUCCGCAGACUUGGUCUGAGAGAGUUGCAUGCAAAGUGAAUUUUUAUAAAUCGAAUCAUCAUUUUAAUGCAGCAGGGGAGCUCGCUAUUUAAAGGAACCUUUCAUGGAAUCUUUUCUGUAAUGGAAAUAAUUGGCUCCAGAUUGAUGCAUUUUUUUUUCCAAAUUUGCAUUUCUAUGCUAGGGUUUCU